AUCCCAAAUUGACAUUUAAGAUCUCAAAAAACAUGGCGGCUGGCCAUAACCACCAUGUUCUUGACUUGUGUCUCUUCCUCACCACAGCCAUGGUCCUGUUGCAAAACACCAUGGCUUACCCUCUGUCCACGAACUCGAGAUGGAUCGUGAACGAGGGAGGCCAACGGGUUAAGCUCGCGUGCGUGAACUGGCCGUCGCACCUGCAGCCGGUCGUGGCAGAAGGGCUGAGCCAGCAGCCGGUCACCGAGAUAGCCAACAGGAUCGUCGCUAUGAAGUUCAAUUGCGUUAGGCUCACUUGGCCACUUGAGUUAGCCAUUAACGACACUUUGGCUAACAGUGUCACCGUCAGGCAAUCUUUCCAAAGCCUUGGCUUGAACGAUGACAUUGAUGGUAUCCAGAGAAAAAACCCUAAUUUUAUCGAUCUACCCCUCAUUGAAGCCUUGAAGACAGUUGUAAAUGUAUUGGGACAAAAGGGAGUGAUGGUAAUAUUAGACAACCACCUUACAGUGCCGGGAUGGUGCUGCAGCGCCGGUGACGGCAACGGCUUCUUCGGCGACAGGUUCUUCGAUCCUACGGCCUGGAUCAACGGCUGGAAAAAGAUGGCCGGAAUAUUUAACGGCGUUAGUAACGUCAUCGGGAUGAGUCUACGUAACGAGCUCAGAGGACGAAAGCAGAACGUCAACGAUUGGUACACAUACAUGCAACAAGGAGCAGAGGCAAUCCACUCGGUAAACCCCAACGUACUUGUGAUCAUGUCCGGAUUAGGGUUCGACACUGACCUUUCCUUUGUCCAAAACCGACCCGUCAGCCUAUCGUUCGCGGGAAAGCUCGUGUUCGAGCUCCACUGGUACAGCUGGUACGGCGGGAUUGAUUGGGGGGCAGGUAACGCCUGCGGAAAAUUCCGCGACAAAGUUAAGUGGAAGGCGGGUUUCCUUCUGGACAAAGGGUUUCCGUUGUUCGUGAGCGAGUUCGGGAUCGAUCAGACAACGACGAGUGAUAAAGAAAAGAGUUACAUCGAUUGCUUUUUAGGUUGGAUGGCUGAAACUGACGUGGACUGGGCUUUAUGGGCGCUUACGGGGAGCUAUUACCUGAGAGACGGAGCUCGACGAGCCGAUGAGCAUUUCGGCGCUCUCACUACCGACUGGAUUUUGGCGAGGAAUCCCUACUUCUUGGCCAGAUUACCCUUUAGGGCACGAUCUGCCCUGCGAGGCAAGUAAUCUUGCUUUGUCGGUUGCCCCUUUCCUCAUAUCUUUUAUGUGCUCAGAGCAUAUGAAAAACAAAUGCGUAUGAUGCAAUAAAUAAUAAUUAUG
Molecule: messenger RNA, 1310 nt
Organism: Tarenaya hassleriana
Lineage: Eukaryota; Viridiplantae; Streptophyta; Magnoliopsida; Brassicales; Cleomaceae
Product: endoglucanase-like
Exons: 3
Coding region: 33-1217 (394 amino acids)
Molecular function (GO): hydrolase activity, hydrolyzing O-glycosyl compounds
Source: RefSeq, a predicted model, not a curated record